Messenger RNA from Syzygium oleosum, 1200 nucleotides. RefSeq lists its product as uncharacterized. The record is from RefSeq and is a predicted model, not a curated record. The transcript has 8 exons. Gene Ontology annotation, biological process: tRNA splicing, via endonucleolytic cleavage and ligation. Gene Ontology annotation, molecular function: tRNA 2'-phosphotransferase activity. The coding region runs from base 42 to 965 and encodes 307 amino acids. Lineage: Eukaryota; Viridiplantae; Streptophyta; Magnoliopsida; Myrtales; Myrtaceae.
CUACCAUUCCAUACUAGAUCAACUUCUUUCCAGUUUUGACGAUGUCCUCCACAUCUGCCACUGCCAUGACCUGCGGUAGCAUCCGGGCUCUGUACUCCCUCCACCGUCGCCUUCCACGCGUCCUCUCGACCCCUUCCCCUUCCCUCCGCGGACAUCUCUCUCCCCUGAGCUUCCCUCCGACCGCCAUGGCCGACCCCAACAGAAGGACGACGCAGGGCUCCUCUUUCUCCGACUCCUCUCGUCCCGGUGAACGCGGUGGCGGUAGAGGGAAAAGUCUGGACGUGGGCAGCGAUCGAGAACGAACGAGAGGUCGAGGCGGUGCUGGCAAGGAUAGAAUCGACGCUCUCGGGAGACUCUUGACUCGCAUUUUGCGCCACAUGAGUGCUGAGUUAAACUUGAAUAUGAGGAGUGAUGGGUAUGUCAAAGCUCAAGAUUUGCUUCAGUUGAAUAUAAAAACGUUUGCCAAUGUACAGUUGAGGGCGCACACGGUUGAUGAAAUAAAGGAGGCAGUGAGAAGGGAUAAUAAGCAGCGGUUCAGCCUCUUAGAAGAGAAUGGGGAGCUUUUAAUACGUGCAAAUCAAGGUCAUACAGUAAAGACUGUUGAGUCUGAGAGCUUGCUGGAGCCAAUCCUUUCUGCUGAGGAAGUUUCAGUAUGUGUGCAUGGAACCUAUAAGAAAAGUCUGCAGUCUAUAUUGGAUUCGGGUUUGAAGCGUAUGCAGAGAUUGCAUGUGCACUUCUCAUCAGGCUUGCCAACAAACGGGGAAGUAAUAAGUGGCAUGAGGAAGAACGUGAAUGUUCUGAUCUUCCUUGACGUAAGAAAAGCUCUAGAAGAUGGGAUGAAGAUUUACAUUUCGGACAAUCAGGUCAUCUUGACUGAAGGUUUUGAUGGGGUUGUACCUGUUAAAUACUUUGACAAGAUAUUAUCAUGGCCAGAUAAGCAAGUCAUACCUUUUGAAAAAAAGUGAAUGUAGUGCAACAAAAGCUACAUGAGAGAAUCUACUGAGUGCUCCUAUUUUCCUUCAACAUUGGCAGAUCAUAAAUCGGCAAUUUUAUCAAUUUCUGGAUGAAAAUGUAUGUUUAUCUGAUGAAAUGAUUAGAUAUACAUUUUUAGUAGCUUCCAUGUUAAGAGCCUUUUUUUUCCUUGUACAUUCUUUGUACUUUAGUUUCCUGCUUAACAAAGAUACCAUUUUUUUUAUGUUA